Molecule: messenger RNA, 2638 nt
Organism: Zymoseptoria tritici IPO323
Lineage: Eukaryota; Fungi; Ascomycota; Dothideomycetes; Mycosphaerellales; Mycosphaerellaceae
Exons: 3
Coding region: 38-2638 (866 amino acids)
Biological process (GO): protein import into nucleus; ribosomal small subunit export from nucleus; mRNA export from nucleus
Cellular component (GO): nuclear pore
Molecular function (GO): structural constituent of nuclear pore
Source: RefSeq, a predicted model, not a curated record
CUGGCAUAAUCUCACUUGCCAUUAGGAUUCGCACGAGAUGCCGAAAAUCCUCUCAUGUCAGCCACGCUGGCUCGAUCACAAUACGCCUGCCUUCGACUUCUUCCAGCCUCCCGACAAGAACACAUCACCGCAGCAGCACGAUGAGCAACGAGUCGCACCGCCGAGAAAGAUCGCACAUAGAGGGAGCGAGGUCUUCACUGUCGUUGGCAACGAAUUGAGAUGGAGUGACUUGGGAGUGCUGAAAGACGCUGGAGAAGGAGAAGGCAGAUAUGAACAUCGGCACGGGCAUAACAAGCCAGCUUACAAGGUUCUCCGGGCUCCAUCUUACAAGCAGAUUCAACAGCUAUCUGUUUCUCCAUCUGGAGAUCUUCUAGCCAUUUUGACUUCACAUACCUGCCAUAUCGCGGUGCUACCCGCGCGUGAGCAUCUCAACUACGAGGAUACGCAGCCAUUGAAGCUCCGCUACCACCAACUGGGUCCCACGAUUCACGUCCUGGACCAAGCUCCCCUGGUAAGCGCUGUCUGGCACCCACUGUCUCCGUCUGGAAAUGGCCUUGUGACUGUCACGAAAGACGCAUGUGUACGGCUGUGGGAAUUGGACAUUGAGAGCAGAGGCACAUUCAACGAACCCUCUCUGGCAGUGGAUCUCAAGAAGCUAGGCAAUGCUUCCACUGUGCGCGAGGACUUCAGUGCGAGCAAGUACGGCGUAAACAAAGGCUACUCUGCCGACGAUGUGGAAAUGCAGGUCGCGAGCAGCUGUUUCGGCGGGCAGGGCAGAGAUGCUGAGGACGGCUGGUCGAGCAUGACCUUGUGGGUAGCUAUGACCGAGGGCGACGUGUACGCUCUCUGCCCGUUUCUGCCGGCGAAGUUCUGGGCACCACCUUCGUUGUUACCCAGUCUAAGCACGAGCAUCGUCGCAAAGACAAGAGUACUUGAUCAAGAUCGCCAGGUCUCCGAAUCGGACAAGCGCGCUGCACAUCAGCAGAGUAAUUGGCUUGCCGACCUGGACCAGCAGGACCCAAUCACGGUGGAGGGAGACCACAAUGUCAUGGAGAUCUACUCCCGCCCGGAGCGUCCAGGCGUCAUCCCAAAGUUGCAAGGACCGUUCCAGCUCUCGCCGGAGCCCGACUUUGGAGAGAUCACUGACAUCCACGUCAUCGCGCCAAAGUUGAACGAGGAGGAGUUCUUCGAUGACGAGGAAGACUAUGACGACUUUGGGCACGAUGAAGGGCUGAGCGUUGGAAUCGUGUGCUUGGCGACAAUGACUGGCAAAGUUCAUGUCUGUCUGAAUGUCGAAGGUGUGGAGGCUGAGUGGUUGCCUACGAAGCGUGCUCGGACGCAUGCACUGGAAGAUGCGGACGAUGUGAAAGAGCUACUUUUGCUGGACACCGUCCAUUUUGGUGGCGAUGAUCGAGUCGCAGCCUCGGAGAGCUGGACGACCUUCACUACUUCUCCCGUGGAUCGAUACGAGGUCUUCACCACGCAGGCAUCUGGUGUUUACAGCGUCUCAUUCAGGUCGUGGAUCGGCGCUCUUGAGGAGGAGCUUUCUGCAGCGCAGACUGAUGCUGAAGGUGCUGGCAUACGUCUCAAUGUCUUGCUCGAGUCGUUGCGCACUACUGCUGAGCCCGUCACCUCCAAAUUCUCUACGGCCCAGAAUGAAGUCAACGCUGCCAUUGCUGUACUGGCCGAUGUUGAUGCGGAUGUUGGAUAUGUCAUUCUUACAUCAGCCCAAAACCAGCCUUUCGUGACCAUACUCGACAUCCCAGCCACGGCACAGCACCCAUUCGAGCCAGAAGAUCUGGCACCAACGCGUGCGCUGCCUGCACCCGAAUCACGAGCGCCAUACCAGCCUGCAGAGAUCUUCUACCAAAGUACCGAACUGCCAGACAGACUCCGAAAAUGGCGGCAAGAAAGCGCAUCUGGGUCGAUGGGAGAUGUCAAUGGAGAAAUAAGAUUCUCCCCGUACACUCUUCAGAAAUUGACCGAUGCGCACCGAGUCCUCAGCCAUGAGACCCAUACCUUGGGUCUAGCGGCAGCAGAGCUUUUCCGUCGAUGCGAGCGGAUGGUCAGCGAGAUGAGAGCUCAAGUCGACAAAGUACGAGAACUGUCCAAUCGUGUCAACAGUGUGACAGGCGAGGACGAAUUCCCCGAGCAACGGCCCGGUGAGCCGGAAUUUGUCCGGGGUGGGCGGUACAAGAUUGAGAGCCGCAUCCAACAAAGACAAGAGAAGACUUUGGAGCUCAAGGAGCGCGUGGAUAGGCUACGGAAGAAGAUGCGAGGACUUGGUGGGAAAGAGCUCUCGGCGAAAGAGCGCGCGUUCAUGGACGAAGUGGCCCGGCUCGAACGCAACAGCGAUCCCUCCGACUCUCUUGUUCUGGACGAAGAUCAGGAGUCGAUCGCUGCCCGCGUCAAGGCUGCGCAAGAUGUGUAUCAGCAGCUCAUCGCACAAGCAGCGACUGUGCAGAAGACACUCGAAGCUGCUCAGGCAGAGGCAAAGCGGCCUACAUCCAGUGGCACCGGUGCCUCGAAUUUCAGACAACGAAAACUUGAACAAGUCUUUGCACUACUGGAGAGGGAGUCUGCGCUUGUCGAUGCCGUCAGUGAACGAUUGGAGAAGCUUCAGGCUGCUAUUCGUUGA